AUGGCAUCAAAGGUAACAUUCUUUCAGGCAGAUGUUUUGGAGUGGCUUUUCUCAAAUAAAACCGUUCUGUCUCGGCUUCGAAGAGAAAGAUAUGCGUUGGAAAAAGGUUUUCUGGGGUAUUUUUACGACGUCAGGGAUAUGAUAUCGGAAAUAAGAGGAACGGGAACGAAGGAUGCCGACAACAAAAAGGAAACUGUUCGGGAAUCAACUGAAUCCCGUUCAAUGAGUCAGUUUUACGAGUCUGAAGAACUGGCCAAACGCAUGAAAUGGAAGCGCGUAACUUGGGAUGAGGAUGCCGACUAUACCGGUUUUUCACGUCGGCUUUUGGAAAAUGACGGUCUGUUGAAAAAUGUGCCAGCAUUCUCUUUUCUUUCUAUUCAUGUUACAAAUGAUCCUGCUUUCACUCACCUUGUGAGCUUUCCUGUUGCUGAAAAAGCAGUUGAAUUGGGGACGCUGACAAACUGGGUUCUUCAAGAACGAGAUCCUAUAUCUGUUGAUAAGUACUUACCCACUAAAAAAAAUAAGCUACGUGGGGCAUUUACCGUGGAUUGGGUUGCUGGAGAAGUAAAGGUAAUUGACACAGCAUCGGUUCAAGAAGUUUUGACAUUUCUGCACACUGUUGCACCACGGCUUCAGGCGCUUCAGAUUCAUAUGGAGGAACAACAGUCAGCUUUGGUGGAGAAUGUUCAAAAUGCAAGGUUCCGCGUUGGUGCAGAGGUUAAGUUUAAUGAUCAUGAUACGACCUUUUGGGACGAUCCGAAGCGUAGAAACAAUCCUGAAUACGUCACCCCCGACGAUGUAGAAAAAUUUCUUAAGGGCCUCUUGAAUUCAGCAUUUCUCUAUCGUUGGUUUCUGAGGGGCCAAGGCCUGCGGGUUGUGCCGCCUGGAAGGCCCUACUUUAUUGACAUAGAGAAAAGAGAAAUACAAAUUCCUGCUAAUUUUGCAGAUUAUAAUUGGCGUGCUGCACAUAAGCGCUUUGAGAAAAUUGAACGUGUUUUUUCCACAAUGAGAACUUUUUGGUGGUUGUGGUUUUCUUUAUCAAUGGUGAUAAUAGGAGAUGUAGAGAUUUUUUGA
Trypanosoma rangeli is the source of this 1074-nucleotide messenger RNA. RefSeq lists its product as uncharacterized. NCBI's taxonomy places the organism in Eukaryota, Euglenozoa, Kinetoplastea, Trypanosomatida, Trypanosomatidae. The coding region runs from base 1 to 1074 and encodes 357 amino acids. The record is from RefSeq and is a predicted model, not a curated record. The transcript has a single exon.